AUGAACGGCUGCAGUGUUCACGGCAGCAGCAGCGCCGCCCAUCCUUCAGGAGGCAAGAAGCGCUCUGAUCCAUCAGCGUCAGCCGCACGGCGCUGGAGUGGCGCCGUUGUCGGUGUCAGAGCCUUGACACACAACGCCUUUACUCCUGCUAGCGCCUUUACUCCUAUCCCGCUCCAUGCUAGCGCCUUUACUUCUCUCCUGCUCCCUGAUAGCACCUUUACUCCUUUCUCACUCCCUGCUAGCGCCUUUACUCCUCUCCCGCUCCUAGCUGCUAGCACCUAUACUCCUCUCCCGCUCCCUGACAGCGUCUUUACUCCUCUCCCGCUCCUAGCUGAUAGCGCCUUUACUCCUCUCCCGCUCCCUGACAGCGUCUUUACUCCUAUCCCGCUCCUAGCUGAUAGCGCCUUUACUCCUCUCCCGCUCCCUGACAGCGUAUUUUCUUCUCAACCGCUCCCUGCUAACUCCUUUACUCCUCUCCCGCUCCCUGAAAGCGCCUUUACUCCUCUCCUGCUCCGUGCUAACGCCUUUACUCCUCUCCCGCUCCCUGACAGCGCCUUCACUCCUUUCCCACUCCCUGCUAGCGCCUUUACUCUUCUCCUGCUCCGUGCUAACGCCUUUACUCCUCUCCUGCUCCGUGCUAGCGCCUUUACUCCUCUCCCGCUCCCUGACAGCGCCUUCACUCCUUUCUCACUCCCUGCUAGCGCCUUUACUCCUCUCCUGCUCCGUGCUAACGCCUUUACUCCUCUCCCGCUCCCUGACAGUGCCUUCACUCCUUUCCCACUCCCUGACAGCGCCUUUACUCAUUUCCUCUUCCAUGAUAGCGUCUCUACUCCUCUUUCGAUCCCUUUUAGCUCCUUUACUUAA
Hyalella azteca is the source of this 864-nucleotide messenger RNA. Its product is annotated as anti-sigma-I factor RsgI2-like. The record is from RefSeq and is a predicted model, not a curated record. The transcript has 2 exons. NCBI's taxonomy places the organism in Eukaryota, Metazoa, Arthropoda, Malacostraca, Amphipoda, Hyalellidae. Bases 1 to 864 code for a protein of 287 amino acids.